AUGUUCUACCAGUAUGCGGACGCCGGGCCCGGACCCUCCUCCUCUAAGAAGCCCAAACUCGAUCGUCUACGAGCCUGUGACGCAUGCCGCCGCAGGAAACAGCGCUGCGACGGUCCACAGACCGCUGACCAGGUCUGCACGAGCUGCAGACAGACAAACCGUCGCUGUACCUAUGUCGAGGCAUCUAAACCCCGUGGUCCGCCCAAGGCGUACGUCAAUGGCCUGGAGGACCGCGUCGAGCGCAUGGAGCAGCUCCUCCGCCGCCUUCGCCCCGACAUCGACCUCAACGCCGAAAUCGGCCCGCCCGUGCCCCGCGACAGCUGGAAGCAUCCCAAUCAGGCGCACUCGCACACGUCCCCCGCCUCGCAGGCAUCCCCAACCUCGACCCUCGACUCUCUUAGGAAGGUCCCUUCCCUUUCCGUCAUCAAAGCCGAAGAAGGCGGUUCCGUUGACUUAUCCGGCGGCAAGGACGAGGAUCCUUAUGAGGCCGAACUCGAUCGCACCGUCGAUGCCUUUGAGAAACGGCUGCAGCUGACAGAGAUCGCGCCCGACAAGAAGGGCAACAAGCUGCUCGACCGCCAGUAUCGCUACCAUGGCUCCUCCGCCCCCAUCAUGCUCGCAUCCGUGGCCGCAGAACACCGUGACUACGAACUUCACGAGCAAGGCAAUUCCCCUGGCUCUAGGGCAGGGGGUGUCGACUCUCGCUUUGUCUGGGAAUCCGUCCAGCGCGAAGAAUUCGCUCAUGCGCCGGACUGGGAGCUCACAUACGAGGGACUACACAUCACAUCUCCGAAGGAAUUCCCGGACUUGCAGACACACUGGCCGCCUCCUGAUAUGGCAGAGUCGCUGAUCAACGCCUACUUCCACCACUUCAACAGCAUGUUUCCGCUCUUGCACAGACCGACAUUCGAAAAGCACUACAACGAACGUCUGUACGAGCAGAACGUCUGGUUCGCGUGUGUCUGCAUGGGCGUAUUUGCUAUCGCGAGCAAACACUCGGACGAUCCACGGGUCCUAGCCGCCCCCGAUACGCCUGCAAGCACUCCCAGCAGCAGCGCCAGCCAGAGCGAGGACGACUUUGACACGACGUGGCACAGUGCCGGCGUCAAGUAUUACUACGCUGUGAUGACCGUGCUCCAGCGGAAACAGUCGCAACUCACACCAUCUAGCCUGUUUGAGGUUCAGGCUGUCUGCCUGUCGACCCACUUCCAGCGUAGUACCCGCUGGGCGGGUGGUGCUUGGGUCAUGUACGCUGCGUCGAUUCGCAAGGUGCAGGACGUAGGCGCGCAUCGCAAGAGGAGUUACAAGGAUGGCGUGACGGUCGAGAACGAGCUCUGGAAACGGGCGUAUUGGUACCUCGUCGGCUUUGACCGUACGGGAAGCGCCGCACUCGGGAGGCCAUGUAGUACGCGAUACGAGGAUGCCGACGCGGAACUCCCGCUACCCGUCGACGACGAGUACUGGAAGGCCGACUUCCGCCAGCCCAGCGGCGGCCCGCUGCCCCAGGUCACCGCAUUCAUCCUCUGGCUCCGAUUGACGGAGAUCACGAGUUUUGUACUCAUGCACUAUUACGUCGCCGUCGACUCGCCUGAAAGACACGCCGCUCGGCCCGCCGAUGAACUACUGAAGCAACUCAACAUCGCCAUGACUGAGUGGAUCGAGGCCGUACCUGACCAUCUAAAAUGGUCUCCCGAUAUCCCUGAUCCAGUCGUAGCAAACCAGUCGGCGACACUCUUCUUGAACUACAACAUGUUGACCAUCCUCAUCCAACGCGCCUUUCUCCCGCCAACAGCAACGCGUCUCCGCGGAUUGGCAUCUCCCAUCAAUCCAAACGUUCGAGGAUAUCCACAAGCUUCGACAGCUCUCGCGAUCGCCGUAUCUGCCGCUUGUGCCGGUGCACGUGUACUGGAGACCGCCCACUCACGAGGUCUAAGCAAUAUGCCCAUAUUCCUGCACGCCGCAGAGGUUUUCGGCGCGAUGCUAUGCCUCGACGUAUGGAUUUUGAAGAUGCGCGAGCGCUCACGGGGGGAGCCUGCUCUCGAUGCGAUGCACACGAUCGAGCAACGGAUGCACGAGAUACAGACUAUCAUCCGCGGCGUUGAAAGCGCCAGGAUGCGCUGGGAAAUCGCUGGUCCCACGCUCGCGUACUUGCGCGCCGCGAUGCCCAGUCCGGAGGACGAGGGUGGGUGGGCCGGGUUCUCGUUGGAGGUUAUGCCGGAUCAUGAGGAAGCAGAGCAUGAGGAGGAGGGUCAGGGCGAAUUCCAGCUUCGGCACGGCGCAGGCGCUGGGGCGAGUGGUGCUGCUCAACCGUUCUUCUUGGAACACGACGCGGUACAGAGUCUUGCGAGCGCUACCGCAAGUACGGUCCCCGCCGCGCCAGCAUUCCCAUACAGUCCGAUGUACGAGGUCCCUGGCAACAGCUUGCAAGACCAGACGCAGGGUCCAUUUGUACAGUAUCUGCCCACCCAACCGCCAUUCGAGCUCUUCAGCCAGCCAGGGCCCGGCUAUCAGACGCUGCAAAGUCGACGUGGAUCCUUGCAGCGUUCUUCGCUAUCCCCGCCACAGACAUCACCGCAGGUGCAGAACCGUCUUACACCGGUCAAGCUGGAGGAGUCGGCGGAUUUUGCGACUGGCAGUGCAUAUAGUCUGAGCAUGCCGCCACCUUCAGGGGCUCCGCCACUUGCGGGAUGGCAGCCCUGGCCGCUCGUACCGAGCCCUUACGCUCAGCCGCUGCCUGCACUGAGGACGCGGUAUAGCUGGGACGCGACGCAACAGUUGGCUAACCAACAAGACCUGCAGACGCCGCAACAACAGCAAUCGCGGAACUCGUUCUACGGUCCUUAG
Molecule: messenger RNA, 2844 nt
Organism: Peniophora sp. CBMAI 1063
Lineage: Eukaryota; Fungi; Basidiomycota; Agaricomycetes; Russulales; Peniophoraceae
Source: the annotation of a GenBank genome assembly